UGUUCACCCAUGAGAGACACACCACCAUCGGCGACACGCUCCGCUCACGUUGCGAGGGUGAGGGCUCACUUUUCGUUUGCCAACUGGUCAUUCUCGUUCUUCAAGAAAGCCGCCUGUCUCUCGCGUUGAGGAGUCUGAACGCGUUGCGAUUGGACGACCGCGAUUGUAUUAAAGUUGAAAGAGACAUCAUCGAGAAUAGACCGGAUCAUCACGAAAAGAUCGAUGGUAAUCGGAUGAAAUAUAUUGUGAAGCAAGCCGCGCGUCUGUCUCGAAUCGCAGCUGAUUCUGCGUAUACACGUGAGAUGAAGUGUCGAGAACGGUGACAGCAGUCUUUGUUAGUAAUUAAGUGAAGUGUGAAUGAAGUGUUAGUAAAAGUUAAGUAGCUUGAUCGAGACGGUACGGCUUUAUCGAAAAGUUGCAAGUUGUGGACAAUUGGAAUUUGUUGAACUAAGAGAAUGUCACGUAUGGUACAAAUUGUGUAUGUCAUCGCAAGUGGUGACAACUGAUUUAAAUUUUCAAGGAAAGCUUUGAAAGGAGAGAUAUAUGAGAAAAAAGUUCUGAGAAAAAAAAUUUUACGAGGAUUACUAAUCACUAGUAGAAAGAUUGAAAAACGAAAACUGAAAAUAGUAAGAUAAGAAAAAUACAAGAGGAAGUCGUCAUAUAAGAACUGCUAUUAGAUGCCUUCAUUUAUCUUGUCCAACUUCGUGGAAUUUUGAGCGAAAGAUAUGUUUGACAAUUUGACAUAUCCAACUGAUGACAGCUACCUGAAUUUUUUUGAAUUCAGCCGACGCACAUUUAGAGGAAAAAAGGAGAACGAUCGAUUUAUGCAAUUUCUUCGAUCGCCUCAGCUGUCUUGAAAAAUUACCAAACGUGUAGUUUUGUGAUUUAUUGUGAUUCAGUUCUCGAGGAAAAUUCUUUGCUAUAAACUAUUUAUUAUUUAUGAUACAUUUCUAUGUAUUUUAAUAAAAAUGAAUUAUUCUGUCUAAACGAAACUGACGAGAAUAUCUUACUGUGAUUAACUGGUGAAUAUCUUUUUUAAUCAUCUCUUUUACUUCCUUCGCAAAACGCGCAAAGUAUUUACGAUAAUAUUGAAAGAUUAAACACUUUUAAUAAUAAUAUACUAGAUAACAUAAACUGCAAUUGAUAAAUGAGGGAUUGUAAGUGUGAUUAAUAAACAAUCAAUAGUAUUACAUUAUCGAAAUACGUGUUAUAAUUUUCGCGUCGGAUAAAUCUUGAAUCCUUAACGAACGUUGACGUAAAAAUUAAAAAAAAAAACAAUAAUAGACACCAUUCAAUUUUUUUUACAAACGGCACAGUAACAACAAUGUUCAUCUAAUAUAUUUAAGCGAUGUAGAAUACUCAAAUUAAAUUAGAUAAAGCACAGAUAAAGCAGAAGUCCAAAAAAAGCAGAAAGUGUUCGACAAUAAUUGAACUACCUCGCUAUCGCUGUAUGCUGCAGCAUGCACCAUUAUUCUUAAUGAUGAUUUAACGACUUUAGUGAUCCCGGAUGAUCUCGAACAUUUAAAUCGACUACGGGUUCGAUCGACGGAGGACGAGUUUAGAAGUGGUGUUGUUCGAAAGGGUGGUGCGACGUUCGGGUACGCAAGUCUGCAGGCCAGCUCUGGGGUGUCGGGCCCGGGCGGGGUAAUGAGCUGCUCCGAUGUGAUGUAUCAAUAUUAUCCUUACCUCUAUCAGACCCAUCGGCCACCGCCGCCGCAUCCGACCCACCCUCAUGCGGCCCCGCACAGCCACCCCCACGGCAAUCCGCACGCGGCCCAUCACAGCCCAGCUAGGCCGGCGCCUUUCCAACCCUUCCCGGCGGCGACAGCAACGCAUCAGUAUGACAGGCUGAAUGUUCACCAAAGGUCUCUGGAAGCAGCCGGUAUCGAGCUUUGUGGCGCCGGCGGAAGUGUCCCUCAAGGUCAACCGAGUAGUGCGGGUUCCGUAGGGUCCGCUCCGAGUCCUGCGUCCCCAAGGCCAACGCCGCAACCGCGACCGCCCCUCGCAACCACCACCUCGCAACCCUCGCGAACAUUGGAUGACGACAGAUCGACAGACGGCGUGGGCGCUGGCACCACCACCGAGGACUCGGACGAUGGCGAGAGCAGGGCGCAGUACGUUAACGCGAAUUGCGUCGUGUUCACGCAUUAUCGAGGCGACGCGGCAUCGGAAGUGGAGGAGCACUUUCAGAGGGCUCUCGCACACGAUAAAUUAAAGGAAAAUAUCUCCCCCAUGUCCAUGAGGAACUUUCCCCCUUCCUUUUGGAAUAGUCAGCAUCCCAGUGAUGUCUACGAGUACCCGACGGAUCCGUGGCAUCCGCAUUACCCACAGUACCAUCACAGGGCCGUGCACGAGUACCACCACCACAAUAUGGCAGCGGCGGCGAGUUACAGUGGCCUUCUGCUGGGUGGUGCACGCGGUCUCGGCCACCACACGUCUCACCACGCGGCACAUCACGCACACGCCGCGGCGUCCUACAAGGAGUGGACGUCGGCGACGCCGUCGCAGUCUCUCGUCGACGCUUCCUCGGCGCCGCCCUAUCCUCACGGCCACUACGCACCCCUCUCCGGUAAGACUCGAGUCUCAAGUUCAGGAUUCCAAGGACCUCUAUUGGUUCUAGGACCGAGCGUUGGAGAUCGGCAGGAGUCAUGCGGUUUCCUUAAAUUCAGAGGACGACUGAAGGACUGACAUUAAUAAGAAAAUUUAAUAAUACGAUCUAACGAUGCGGAUCGUGAAGACGCGAAUGCAACCGGAACGAGGACUUUGUUAAGCGAAAAUGACGAUCGAGUGUGCUCGUCGUUGUCAUGUACAUAGUGUUACCUACAUCUUUUAAGAAUCUACUAUUAGCGUAAAAUAGAUAGUAUUAGAUGAAAACUUGCGCGCACUAUAUUACCUUUAUAGUGACUGCUGGCGUCGAGGAGAAAGAUUGGCCAUAAGAAUGCGACCGAGACUUUGGCUGGUACAGUAGCGUAGUGCGAUCUAGACCUAAAUCGAGGCACACCUAAAUUUCCCAAAUAAUUAAUAUGUGUCUUCGAGUUUAUUAUUUAAAAAUAAGUCUCAGUUCAUGAACGUAUUGUUUCACUAAAACGCAAUGUCUAAAUGAUAACAAUCUAAAUGAUUCGAAAGUCUAAUAAGAAUAAAAUUGAAUUUGAAGAGCUUGACCUUUUAUAUGCAAAUUAAGAUCGCUACUCGGAAUGUAAAAAUAAUUAUUUGGCAAAUUUAGCUGCCGAUUUAAGUAAAGUAUUUAUUGACCAAUGAUCUUGCCAUAUAUAUAUAUAUAUAAAUAUAUUAUUAUUAAUUAUUAUUACUAUUAUUAUUAUUAUUAUUAUUAUUAUUAUUAUUAAUGUAUCAUAAACAAUGAGCGCCGCAAAUAUUCUGAAAUCUCCCCGAGUUAGCGAAUUAAAAUAGUUAUUAUCCGACGAAUCAACUAUAUUAUUCUUUGCCUCCUGGCUGCACCCCUGGCAUAUCUUAUCUCUCUUCAUCUCUCUCAAAUCUUUUCCACCUGCUACUUCACCGUUUAGUAUCUGUCCGGUAUAAUCACAAUCAUAUUGCCUACAUUAAGCACAUCGUAUCCAUCUCAUGUUAUCGCCUGUCUAAUUGUUAAAUAAAUAAUUCUCAUAUCACA
Molecule: messenger RNA, 3625 nt
Organism: Pogonomyrmex barbatus (red harvester ant)
Lineage: Eukaryota; Metazoa; Arthropoda; Insecta; Hymenoptera; Formicidae
Gene: vg
Product: transcription factor vestigial
Biological process (GO): regulation of DNA-templated transcription
Cellular component (GO): nucleus
Source: RefSeq, a predicted model, not a curated record